Molecule: messenger RNA, 3539 nt
Organism: Paralichthys olivaceus (Japanese flounder)
Lineage: Eukaryota; Metazoa; Chordata; Actinopteri; Pleuronectiformes; Paralichthyidae
Gene: zbtb2b
Product: zinc finger and BTB domain containing 2b
Biological process (GO): regulation of transcription by RNA polymerase II
Cellular component (GO): nucleus
Molecular function (GO): protein binding; DNA-binding transcription factor activity, RNA polymerase II-specific
Source: RefSeq, a predicted model, not a curated record
CUUGUGAUUGUAACGUAAAACCCCUAAACCGGAAAACACCGACGGACGGACGACCCUCUCCGCCGCCGACGAAUGCUGCGUUCGCGAGGAGGAGCGGUACAAGCUGCUGCUGCGAGCCCAGAGAAGACGGACGAGUCCCCGGUGACAAAACCCGACACACGGCGGCGACGCUCCACGGAUCUCCGCGGAGAGCAGAGGUUGAAGAAUGGAGUUGGCCAACCAUGGUCUUAUCCUGCUGCAGCAGCUUAACGCUCAGAGGGAGUUUGGCUUCCUGUGCGACUGCACUGUGGCUAUAGGAGAUGUCUUCUUCAAAGCCCACAAAGCUGUCCUCGCUGCCUUCUCCAACUACUUCCGGAUGCUCUUCAUUCACCAGGACAGUGACUGUGUGCGCCUAAAGGCUGCUGACAUCCAACCAGACAUCUUCAGCUACCUCCUCAACCUGAUGUACACAGGCAAGCUUGCUCCCCAGCUGAUAGACCCUGCACGGCUGGAGCAGGGAGUCCGAUUCCUGCAUGCCUACCCACUCCUGCAGGAGGCCAGCCAGUCAGUGUAUUCACAACGCGAGCAAAGCAUCAACCUCUCCACCUCCCUCUAUGGCAUCCAGAUCUCUGACCAGCAGGUGGCGCUGUCAGCCAGACUUGCCACUCGACGGCAGCUCUCCUCUCCCUUAGAUGUCGAUCCGCUCAUGUCAGAGGGGAAGUUUCCGUCCCCGCCCGCUGUCACAGCUUCGUACGGCAACUCCUCGCCAUCCAAGCUGGCUUCCUCGCCCCUAGACAUGGAGGCCUCGACCAGUGGCGCUAAGCCUGAGGCUGAGGAAGGGGGAGCCGACUUGCUGAGUGCAGAUGGUUCCUUGGUCAGUGCCAUCCUUCAUGUAAAGCCCAGCAUCAUGAAGAGGAGCGCCUCCUUUAGAAAGCAUUAUUCCUGUCACAUGUGCAGGAGCCGAUUCACCCAGAGAAGCUUGCUGAGAGAGCACCUCCUGCAGCACACCCUAGCUGUUCAGCAGACCCUGACUGAGUCCCGUAACACACUCUCACCUGUCAUGUCCGGAGAACACAGCAUGUUAGAGAUAGAGGGAAUCCUUAAGGGAAGCAAGCCAGGGUCAAGUGCCUCCGCUGCCAGUACAGCGGUCGAGAUAAUCAGUGACAACGAGCAAACGCCUGUUUCAGGCACCAACUCAGACUCUCCCCGAGCAGAAGUGUCCACUUCCAGCUGGGGGGUGGGGGGAUUGAAUUCUCAGGCAGACACACCCCCUCCGUCAGACAUUGCGGACAUCGACAACCUGGAGAGCGCAGACUUGGACCGGGAGGUGAAGCGGCGGAAGUACGAAUGCUCCACCUGUGGCCGCAAGUUCAUCCAGAAGAGCCACUGGCGCGAACACAUGUACAUCCACACGGGAAAGCCCUUCAAAUGCAGCGCGUGUGGCAAGAGCUUCUGCCGCGCCAACCAGGCAGCCCGCCACGUGUGCCUCAACCAGGGCGCCGACACCUACACCAUGGUGGACCGACAGAGCAUGGAGUUGUGCUCCGCAGGAGACGACAGCAGCCAGAUGGAGGCGAUGUUCUUGGGCUCAUCAAAGCCUUAUAAGUGUAACAUUUGUGCAACCACCUUCUCCAGCCCCAAUGAGGUGAUCAAGCACCUGUGCUUCACCCAGGGGGGGUUAGUGGGACUUCAGGGAAACACAGGCGCAGGAAUGCUGCUCCAACGUGAAGAUUUGUCUAAAGAUGAAGGCUCUGAUGCUUCCAACUCUGGCACCCCGCUAGAAUCCAUAAAGACUGAGGAGAUCCUUGUAGAGUAGUGCCAAAACUGUGUUUCUGUCCUUUUUAACACUUUCUAAAUUAUGGUUAUUAGUAAGCUAAAGCUAGUCAGGGUAUGUAUGUUGGAGGUUGUUGAGCUAAUAAUUAAAGUUGUUUUGGUUUUUGUUGGGUUUAUUAUUUUUGAUUUUUUGUUUAUUUGAUCCUGUGUGAAAAUGUUUAAAGUUAAUGGCCUUUAGCUCUCAGGAGUUAAAACCAACAUCAUAAAGAAAAGCAAAUAAUUUAAUUGGCCCAAUGUUAAGUUAAACACCAACAAGGGAGAUGAAAGUGAUGAUGUUUCCUCUUGUAGUUUUAGAGUCUCGCAUGUCAGCCUUCACCACGAGUUUCUGUCGCGGUGUACAAAGGGAAGAGGAAGCUGAGACAGUUCCGGAAGAGAAGGCAUGUUGUGAGAUGAGUUGGCUGAGGGAAGGUUUGAGGAAAGGAAACUACUAACAAACCCACUCGAGCUGAACAGGACAGUUGUUUCUCUAUGGUUGUAUUUAGCGUCUGAUUCUGCACAUCCGGUAUAGAUUAUAAUCCCUGCUCAAAGCACACAGAACAUUCAGGCCUGAGACAAUCUGAGUUGAUGCCCGAUAUGUAGGAAAGUACAUUUGACUUCCAUUUACGUUUUGGCUCAGCAGAAUAAACAUCUUGAAAUUGUCAUGUUAUGAAAGUUAAUCACACCCUUCAACGCAACCAUUUAGUUGUUUAUUCUGUGUUUUGUUAUGGUUCCUGUGUGAUUGCAACAUAUUAAAACAAAUUUCAUCAUAUAAAUUGGAAGACAACAGAUGUUGGUCAAAUCACAAGAAACCUUGAUUAUUUCAACUUUUCUUUUUUUUCUGUUAUGUUGUGUAACUUUAAAGAAACAUGUUCCACCCCCCCACACACAUACCUUGGUGCGAGGUGAUCCUGUAAAAUGUCUGCGUUAUCAUUUGCUUGCGUCUAUCCCUUAAAUUCAUUUGACAUGCUUUUCUAAUUUUAUAUACAGCGCUAUAUUUACAAAGAAUACAUUAUAUUUCAAAGUUGUAUAUAUCUAUUAGUAGAAAAAUAGGUUUCAAAAUAGGAAUACAUUUGGUUUAACAAGAGUAUGUAUUAGGGAUGGGCAUGAGUGAAACCUGAGCUUGAUUAUCUUUGUUUAAACUUUUAAGAAGAACUUAUAUUUUAAAGAUAAUUCUUUUCCCAUUGCCAAAUUUUUACUAAUUGCUAACCUCCUUAUUCAUUUUGUACAAAGGGAAACUUUCUCUGUAUUGUAGAUGGAUAAUAUUGUAAAUCUUCUGACAUUUAUAUUUGUUCUUUAUCUUUGCCCAGAUCAGAUAGGAUAUGUAGUGCAACAUUAGUAGUUUAUUUUAAAGGACAAAACAUUGAUGGGAGAAAAUAUGCAGGUGAACAUGGUGAAGUUUGUUUCAGCGUGGAGGACAUUUAAACUCAGGCAGAUGUUUGCGAGAAAUCCAUGAUCAGGGUGACGUCUCCCUGUGGUAGACUGUCUGGACACGUGUUAUAUGAAAUGUGUUAUUUAUUAUAAACUUACAGCAACAUCUAUUCUUUGGGACAACACUUCCUGUGUACUACUGAUGACUGGAAAUUGUGAAACAUAUUUACAAACAUGUCCAAUAAAUGUGAAGCAAGCAAAAGGAUGAGGCAGUUACGUAACUGGUCACGUUUACACAUGUAAAGCGUGAUAAGCUCCAGCAGUAUCAUUUUGAUAUGAGAUAAUACCAGGAACAUAUGUUUUGAUUUCUAUGUCGCAAA